This is a messenger RNA of Glycine soja, 2643 nucleotides long. RefSeq lists its product as uncharacterized. Bases 1 to 2643 code for a protein of 880 amino acids. Lineage: Eukaryota; Viridiplantae; Streptophyta; Magnoliopsida; Fabales; Fabaceae. The record is from RefSeq and is a predicted model, not a curated record. The transcript is spliced from 3 exons.
AUGGAUCGAAGUUGGAUGAAAGCAAAACGCAUCAGUGAUGAGUAUGAGAACGGGGUGGAACAAUUUCUACAGUUUACGCAACUUAAUGCUGAAAGUUUGAGGGGCAAUUAUUUUUGCCCAUGUGUUAAAUGUCUUAAUGGUAGACGACAGUCAGUUGAUGAAAUCCGAUCACAUCUGAUAUGUUACGGCAUCAUUCCAAAUUACACAAAAUGGAUAUGGCAUGGGGAAUCGGCAGACAUUCCAAUUGUUUCUCAGUCUCAGGCGGUUCACGAAGACAGCGGAGAGCGUAUAGAGGAAAUGAUCCGUGAUCUUGGACAAGAGACUUUUGAGCAAGCGCAUGCACCUCUGUAUGAUACAAUAGAACGUGAUUCCAACACGCCAUUGUAUCAGGGGUGCACAUCUUUCACGCGGUUGUCAGCUGUGUUAGCUUUGGUAAACUUGAAGGCAAGAUUUGGGUGGAGUGAUAAAAGCUUCACUGAAUUGCUGGUCUUAUUGAAGAACAUGCUUCCUGAACAAAACACUUUGCCAAAAAAUCACUACGAGGCCAAAAAGAUUUUGUGUCCAGUGGGAAUGGAGUACAAGAAGAUCCAUGCAUGCCCUAAUGAUUGCAUAUUGUAUAGAAAUGAGUAUGCAGAACUACGGCAAUGCCCCACGUGUGGGGUAUCACGAUACAAAGUGCAACAUGAUGAAUUAACUGAUGAUGCAGGAACCAAAAAUUGUCGUCCUGCCAAGUGGAAGACAAUUGAUCGUUUGUAUCCAGAGUUUGGGGAUGAGCCAAGGAACCUAAGGCUUGCUCUUGCUUCUGAUGGAAUGAAUCCUUAUGGUAGCUUAAGUAGCAACCACAGUUCCUGGCCUGUUUUACUGAUGAUUUACAACCUUCCCCCAUGGUUGUGCAUUUUGCGUAAAUACAUUAUCCUGUGUAUGAUGAUCGCGGGUCCAAGGCAGCCAGGGAAUGAUAUUGAUGUGUAUCUUACGCCAUUAAUCGAAGACUUGAAACAAUUGUGGGAAGAAGGGGUAGAUGUGUGGGAUGCAAAUGUGCAGCAGACGUUCAGGUUACGCACAAUGGUGUUUUGUACUAUUAAUGAUUUUCCAGCAUAUGGAAAUUUAAGUGGAUACAGUGUGAAAGGGCAUCAUGCAUGUCCUAUCUGUGAGAAAAACACAAGCUUCAUCCAACUCAAGCAUGGAAAGAAGACAGUAUAUACCAGACACCGAAGAUUUCUAAAAGCUUUUCACCCUUAUCGACGAUUGAAAAAAGCUUUUAAUGGAAGUCAGGAGAAUGAAGGCCCCCCAAAAGCAUUAACUGGAAACCAAGUUCAUGAUCGUGUAAAGGACAUUGUAACCGUGUUUGGCAAGUCCCAAAAGAAGACAUCAUCUCCCAACAACAUGUGGAAGAAACGCUCAAUAUUCUUUGAUCUUCCAUACUGGAAGACAAAGGAUUGUUUGAAAUGUCGUCAAGACUUGGUUGACAUGGGAAUACGAGAGCAGUUGCAUCCCAUAUCACAAGGUCGACGAACAUAUUUACCCCCAGCAUGCCACACACUGUCAACAGCAGAGAAGAAAAGUUUUUGUCAAUGUCUGCGGAAUGUCAAAGUUCCACAAGGAUACUCUUCAAAUAUCAAGAGCCUUGUCGCCCUCAAUGAUCUUAAGUUGGUUGGCUUGAAGUCUCAUGAUUGCCAUGUCUUAAUGCAACAAUUAUUGCCUGUUGCGAUUCGCGGCAUCUUGCCUGACAAAGUUAGAGUUGCCAUAACCCGUUUGUGCUUUCUUUUUAAUGCCAUAUGUAGUAAAGUCAUUAAUCCUCAUCAAUUGGAUGACUUGGAGAAUGAGGCUGCCAUUGUCAUUUGUCAGUUAGAGAUGUAUUUCCCACCAUCAUUUUUUGACAUCAUGGUUCACCUCAUUGUUCAUCUUGUGAGGGAAAUUCGGUUGUGUGGUCCGGUUUUUUUGCGGUGGAUGUAUCCAAUUGAACGCUACAUGAAAGUGUUGAAGGGAUAUACCAAAAAUCAAUACCGACCAGAAGCUUCCAUUGUAGAAAGGUAUGUUGCUGAAGAAGCUAUUGAGUUUUGUUCACAGUACAUGGAAACAGUUGAAGCUGUGGGGGUACCGAAAAUUCGUCAUGACCGGACACGAGGAGGUCAAGGGACACGAGGCUUCAAUGUUGUUACCAUGAGUCAACAAGAUGUGUCACAGGCGCAUUUGUAUAUCUUGAAUAACACACAGGAGGUCGUUCCAUACAUACAAACUCACAAACAAUAUCUGACAUCUAUUAACCCAAAAUUGAACAUGAUGAAAUUGUUACAAGAGCAUAAUAGAACUUUCAUGAACUGGUUUAAAGAAACAAUAAUGACUGAUGACAAUGCUUCCAAAACAUUAAGAUUGUUGGCUAUUGGUCCGAAUCUAAAUGUCCCUACUUGGCAGGGGUAUGACAUAAACAAUUAUUCGUUCUAUACAAAGUCACAAGAUGAUAAAAGUAGUGUGCAGAAUAGUGGGGUGCUUGUGGAGGCUCAUUCUGAGCACUUUUCUAGAGCAUCUGAUAACAACCCAAUUGAAGCCUCAAUGCCUUAUUUCAGAGUUAUUGAAGAAAUCUGGGAGCUUGAUUAUAAUCAAUUUAGAGUGCCAGUAUUUAAAUGGAAAUACCGGUGUUCAUAG